AUGCGUGCCGCCCUCGCCGAGCGUGCGCGCCGGGCCGCCUCGGGUGCCGCGUCGGCGCUGCGAGCCAAGGGGCAUCCCUCCUCGGAGUUGGAGAAAGUGCUGCGACGUGUGACGCACGCAGACUGCGCGGCCAUUCCAGCGGAGGACCUGGAGGCGGCCGUUCGAUGGGCGAAGAGGAGCGAGGAUGCCCUGGCGAAGUCAUUGAAGCACAUCCAGGAGCUGGAUUUUGAAAGUCAUGAUAUGAAAACGCAUGAUUUCACGCCUGAAGCGUCCAGUUGA
Symbiodinium sp. CCMP2456 is the source of this 279-nucleotide messenger RNA. The record is from the annotation of a GenBank genome assembly. Lineage: Eukaryota; Dinophyceae; Suessiales; Symbiodiniaceae.